CCACCUUCUCUAUCUCUCUCUUCUUUUUCCCGAGAAACAAACCACACUCGGUUUUUAUUUUCUUCAUUUUGGCAACGAUGGAAAACAAUGAGAGGGGUUCAAUCUCUCCAAUCUCAAUUCCAACCACGUUUUCUUAUUCUCCAUCGUCGUCGUUUUCUUCACCACUUUCUCAGUUUUCACCAAGUCUUCCUUCUCCAGACUCUCAAUCUUCUUCACCACCGCGAGCAGCAGCAGCUUCUCCUCAGCUUGUUCUCAGCCCUUGUGCUGCCUGCAAAAUCCUUCGCCGUCGCUGCGUCGACAAGUGUGUUUUGGCUCCUUAUUUCCCACCAACUGAGCCUUCUAAGUUCAUCAUUGCUCAUAGAGUUUUUGGAGCUAGCCACAUCAUCAAAUCCUUGCAGGAACUACCAGAGUCCCAAAGAGAAGAUGCAGUAAGUAGCAUGGUGUACGAGGCCAGUUCUCGGAUUCGGGAUCCGGUAUACGGGUGUGCCGGAGCGAUUUUCCAGCUACAAAAGCAAGUGAGUGACCUCCAAGCACAGCUGGCCAAGGCACAAGCUGAGGUUGUGACCUUGCAAUGCCAACAAGCCAAUGUGUUAACCCUAAUCUUGGAAAUGUCACAAUCUAAAGAACCCAUUGACACCACUUGUUUUCUAGAUGAUACUUGUAUUGUUUCACCUUGGGAGCCUCUCUGGACUUGAAGAAAGGGUUGAGAAUUUUCAGUAAAAUAAUUAAUUACGGUGUUAUCAGGAUUUUCUUUUAAAUAUUUGUGUUCAAUACAUAUCCCGAUAUAAAUAUAAAAAGAAAAAAUUAAUGCAUUUAUGCCGGAUAUAUACCCAUAUGGGAAUGAGAAUAUAGGUUAGUUAUGGGAGAUAUGUAGCCCUAGCUUUUUCUUCAAUCGAUCUUGUUGACCUAAAGGUACCUUUGGAAAUUGAUUUCAUAUGAAGGUUUCUCUA
Molecule: messenger RNA, 950 nt
Organism: Gossypium raimondii (Peruvian cotton)
Lineage: Eukaryota; Viridiplantae; Streptophyta; Magnoliopsida; Malvales; Malvaceae
Product: LOB domain-containing protein 1
Exons: 2
Coding region: 78-695 (205 amino acids)
Source: RefSeq, a predicted model, not a curated record